This is a messenger RNA of Leptopilina boulardi, 1319 nucleotides long. Its product is annotated as trypsin-1-like. The record is from RefSeq and is a predicted model, not a curated record. Gene Ontology annotation, molecular function: serine-type endopeptidase activity. NCBI's taxonomy places the organism in Eukaryota, Metazoa, Arthropoda, Insecta, Hymenoptera, Figitidae. The coding region runs from base 154 to 1029 and encodes 291 amino acids. Gene Ontology annotation, biological process: proteolysis. The transcript has 5 exons.
UCUAUUAAUUUUUUUUCUCAUUAACUGUUUAUUUUAGUACAAACAAAAUUUUAAUUUCUUUUUUUUAGUUUGUUUUUAAAUUCUAAUUUUUUUCAAUAUUUUUUAUUCUAAGAAAAACUUUUUUUUAGUAAUUUUUAAUUUAGUAAAAAAAAAAUGACCAAACGGGCGUGCGUAAUUUUAGUGCUUUUUGGAUUAGUUCCACUUUUUGUCAAGGGACAUAUAAACCUGGCAGAUGUCCCCUGCGGUCAUGGUGCAACCAGGAUACGUAACGCCCGAGUGGUCGGAGGCCAGGACGCCAUACCACGUGAAUUUCCUUGGCUGGUGAGCAUCACAAGGAAAGGAGGACACUGGUGCGGUGGCACAAUUCUCAACUCGAAAUUCAUUCUCACUGCUGCACAUUGCUUUUGCUCUGGAUAUGAUAAAAUAAACUUCAAUCAAUUCAAAUUGACAUUGGGUGAAUAUAAUUUAAAGGAAAAAGAAUCUCCAGUUGCAAAGGUUGAAACUAUUAGUAAAAUUACGAUGCAUCCAGAAUUUAAGUGUAGAUUUUAUAUUAACGAUGUGGCCCUUGUGGAAACAACUAAUUCUAUAUCAUGGUCUGAAAGUGUUCAGCCUGCAUGUUUGCCACAUGAAACAGGUAAAUCUGGAUUUGAUGCUUUCAAUGGAGAAGAAGCCGUAACCGCAGGAUGGGGUUGGCUCGGAGAAGAUAAAUCAAAAGACAAAAGAGCGGACGUGCUGCAAAAAGUUGAUGUUCGCGUUUUGGAGAACAGUGUAUGCAACGAGUGGUAUGCCAGUCAAGAGAAAAAAAUUCGCGUCGUAUCGGGACAAAUGUGUGCCGGAUAUGAAGAUGGUGGACGCGAUUCAUGUUCCGCUGACAGUGGUGGGCCCUUGAUGGUCGGAAGUCAUCCCGCUAGAACGAUGGUCGUUGGGGUGGUCUCAUCGGGAAUUGGAUGUGCCCGACCACGUCUUCCGGGUAUAUAUACAAGAGUCUCAGAAUAUAUUCCUUGGAUUGUGCAACAGGCUAUUCCAUAAAAUCCGGAACAAGUGUUCUCAAGAAAUAUAUAUAGUAUAAAGAAUUGCGUUUGUCACGCUAACAAAAAUUUCACGUCGAAAUUUAUGUAAAUAUGAACGAGUCUCAACUUUUAUAUAUAUAUAUAUGUUAUAGUAUGUUGGACAAUUUAUAAUUCACACUUUUAUAUACGAUCCGUUUAUUUUAGUGUGAAUAUUUUUUUGUCAACGAAAAUUGAAUUAAUAGUCCCGCAUUUUUCCAAAAGAAUUUUUGGAUAAUUUUACAAUGUAACCGAAGUUUUUUUUUUUAAUGU